Messenger RNA from Micropterus dolomieu (smallmouth bass), 534 nucleotides. RefSeq lists its product as uncharacterized. The transcript is spliced from 4 exons. NCBI's taxonomy places the organism in Eukaryota, Metazoa, Chordata, Actinopteri, Centrarchiformes, Centrarchidae. The record is from RefSeq and is a predicted model, not a curated record. The coding region runs from base 54 to 449 and encodes 131 amino acids.
ACACACACACACUCCCUCUGCCUCAUACACAAACACACAACUGGUCAGGACAGAUGGCGGAUUCACAGCGAACAUCUGAACCCAUCAACUUUGUGCAUCAAGAUGAAAUCUGGAAAGCACAUGUGAAAGUUGAGAAGGAUUCAGCUGACGUCUGGCCCAACAAGUGGGGCUUCCUGACCAAGGUCUACAAGGAGUACAUGAGUGAGAGUGUGAAGCUGAAGGAGGCGGUCAGAGUGGAGCUUCCUCAUCACCUAGCAGCACGACCUCCGACCCCUCCAGAAAAAUACAUCAAAGUUGACCCCUCUCCUCCAGUUCCUCAGACAACUCAGGCCCUGAUUGGUUGGCGUUCAGGUCACUCACAUCUUCAUCUGGAAAAGUAUGGCGUGGUGCAUCACGGGAGGCGUAGUUUUCUGAAGGAGCUGGGCUGGCCUCUAGAUGCUUGCAGCUGACUAUAAGCAACCAUUCUUCUUGGCUAGUCACUAACUCAGUGUUGUGGAAGAAAAUCAGAGGGAUUAUGACCAUGUAAAGUAUUGA